GAAACAUUGUUGGGCUCUAGGCAAAAGCCCAAGUAUCUACCGAUCCUCUCUUCCGUGUGGGCAGGUACCUACCAGAUGCAAGGGUUACAAUCUCUCUCUUCUAAAACGAAUCAAAGGUCUAGAGAAGAGCGAUAGUGCAAACAAGAUGGUACGCCGCCGCCGAUACAGUGGAGACAAUAGAAACGGCCGAACUGAUGGCGAUGACACAGUAGCGGCGGGCCGGCAGCUGAAUGCCCUAGCUGCACGGCAACUUAGUGGCGACAGAAUGGCGACACGGCGGCGGCUGGAGGGUGCUUCUUUGCUUUUUUUUGUAUUCAUUUGGAUUAGUUUUUUUUUUAAAAUUUAAUAUUCUUCUUUUUCCCUAAACAUUCUUGAAUCUGGAAGUGCCGUUAAUCUCUAUUUAAACCUUGUUUGUGAAUAAUCCCAUUCGUAUGGCAUUAUCUUUGUGAAGAUGGCACUUCUGCUUGUUUGAAUUUUUUUAUUAUUAUAAUGCCAUGUUUUUUAGUCUGAAUGUCAUUUGGACAAGUAAUGUCAUUUUCACUGUACUAACAUUUAUCAAGAUGACAUUUAUGCGUAAUGUUUUCUGAUAUUGCCAUAAU
Molecule: messenger RNA, 599 nt
Organism: Cuscuta europaea
Lineage: Eukaryota; Viridiplantae; Streptophyta; Magnoliopsida; Solanales; Convolvulaceae
Source: the annotation of a GenBank genome assembly